Messenger RNA from Vicugna pacos (alpaca), 5067 nucleotides. NCBI's taxonomy places the organism in Eukaryota, Metazoa, Chordata, Mammalia, Artiodactyla, Camelidae. The record is from RefSeq and is a predicted model, not a curated record.
CACCUGUUCGAGAGGAACCCGCGGAGCGCGCACCUCCGCCCGGGGCCCCUUUCCUCCCUGGCUCGCACUUUCCUGCCGAGCGCCCUGCUUUCCCUCGCCGAGGCCGGGCUUGCAACUUUCCUCCCAGCCUGGCACUCGCCCCGCUUGGCUGGUCCCCAAAGACGCUGCCUUCCCGCAGCGCCCCCGCCCCCGAGCUUCCCAUCGAGCGGCUGAGCGCCCUCACGCCUCACCCGGGGCCGGGAGAGCGGCGAGUCGAGCGCACGCGCGACCCCCGCCCCUCCCCGCAGGCGGCGCAGCUCCCCCUGCAGCGCCUCCCCUCGCGGGCAGGGAGGCGGAGGGGGCUCCGGACGCCGCGCGGCAGACCUGCUCCGGCUGCGCGCCGCGCCGCUCUCCUCCGAAAGUGGCAGCAGUAGCCGCGGCGGCCGCAGGGGUUCCCGGCUCCCGCAGCUCCUCGAGGGAGGCAGGAGGCGAGCGCGCCUCUCCUGAGCCCCCAGGGCCCCUAACCUGUUCCCCGCGUGCAGCUGCGCCGCCGCCCAGGGCUCGCUGCCCAACAUGGAUUUCCUCCUGGCGCUGGUGCUUGGGUCUUCGCUCUACCUGCAGGCGGCUGCGGAGUUCGACGGGAGGUGGCCCAGGCAAAUAGUGUCAUCAAUUGGCCUGUGUCGUUAUGGUGGGAGGAUUGACUGCUGCUGGGGCUGGGCCCGCCGGUCCUGGGGACAGUGUCAGCCUUUCUACGUCUUAAGGCAGAGAAUAGCCAGAAUAAGGUGCCAGCUCAAAGCUGUAUGCCAGCCACAGUGCAAACAUGGUGAAUGUAUCGGACCUAACAAGUGCAAGUGUCAUCCUGGAUAUGCUGGGAAAACCUGCAAUCAAGACGAACGCUUCUACCCAACUCCUCUUGACCAAGGCCGUGAACAGCCUCUUUUACAACCCCCGGAUCAUCAAGCCACCAGUUUGCCUUCAAGGGACCUGAACGAGUGUGGCCUGAAGCCGCGGCCCUGCAAGCACAGGUGCAUGAACACGUACGGCAGCUACAAGUGCUACUGUCUGAGCGGGUACAUGCUCCUGCCAGACGGGUCCUGCUCGGGUGCCCUGACGUGCUCCAUGGCAAACUGUCAGUAUGGCUGUGAUGUUGUCAAAGGGCAGAUUCGGUGCCAGUGCCCCUCUCCUGGCCUGCAGCUGGCUCCUGAUGGGAGGACCUGUGUGGAUAUUGAUGAAUGUGCCACCGGAAGAGCCUCCUGCCCCAGAUUCAGGCAGUGUGUCAACACUUUUGGGAGUUACAUCUGCAAAUGUCAUAAAGGCUUCGACCUCAUGUACAUUGGAGGCAAAUACCAAUGUCACGAUAUAGACGAAUGCUCCCUUGGUCAGUAUCAGUGCAGCAGCUUUGCCCGAUGUUACAACGUACAUGGGUCCUACAAGUGUAAAUGUAAAGACGGAUACCAGGGUGAUGGACUGAAUUGUGUGUAUAUUCCAAAAGUCAUGAUUGAGCCUUCGGGUCCAAUUCACUUACCAAGGGGAAAUGGUACCAUUUCAAAGGGUGAUGGAGGACACAGUAAUUGGAUUCCUGAUGUCAGAAGUACUAGGUGGCCUCUGAAGACACCAUACGUACCUCCUGUCAUUACCAACAGGCCCACUUCUAAGCCAACAACAAGACCUACACCAGAGCCGAUGCCACAGCCUACCCCACCUCCACCACCACCCACAGAACCCGGAACACCUCCACCAGCAACAACCCCAGAAAGACCAACCACCAGACUGACAACUGUAGCACCAGUUACCACUACCUCUCCAAGGGGGAUUACAGUUGACAACAGAAUACAGACAGAGCCUCAGAAACCCAGAGGAGACGUCUUUAUCCCACGGCAGCCUUCAAAUGACUUGUUUGAAAUAUUUGAAAUUGAAAGAGGAGUCAGUGCAGAUGAUGAAGCAAAGGAUGAUCCAGGUGUUCUGAUACACAGUUGUAAUUUUGACCAUGGGCUUUGUGGAUGGAUCCGGGAAAAAGACAGUGACCUGCACUGGGAACCAGUGAGGGAUCCAGCAGGUGGACAGUAUCUGACAGUCUCGGCAGCCAAGGGCCCCGCGGGGAAAGCCGCGCGCUUGGUGCUCCCUCUCAGCCACCGCCUGCACUCAGGGGACCUGUGCCUGUCGUUCAGGCACAAGGUGGCGGGGCUGCGCUCCGGCACGCUCCAGGUGUUUGUGCGGAAACACGGGGCCCACGGAGCAGCCCUGUGGGGAAGAAAUGGUGGCCAUGGCUGGAGGCAAACGCACAUCACCUUGCGAGGGGCAGACGUCAAGAGCGUCAUCUUCAAAGGUGAAAAAAGGCGUGGUCACACGGGGGAGAUUGGAUUGGAUGAUGUGAGCUUGAAAAAAGGCCAGUGCUCUGAAGAACGCGAGCAACUCCAGAACUAGCCAUGAACCCCCAUGUUGCUCCCUCUUCUUUUUCCAAUCUUCACCACCUGUCCUCUCCUCCCUCUUAUCAGGCCUAGAAGAGUGGGUCAGGAGAAAGUCUGCUUGGUGACCCACGUCUUGCUGGCCUGCUUUUGUGCAAUCCCAAUGAACAGUGACACCUCCCUUGAAAUACAGGGGGUAUCUGUAGAAGCAUCCAAAGCCAUCUUUGGGUGUUACCUUGCAGCCGAUGUCUCUUUUAAGAAGGCCUUCGACAAGUGUGACCUAUAUACCCCCUUCAUCCUAGUUACAAGGUGUUGUUCCUUGCAGCAAAUUAUGGGUGAAGUUUUCAAAAGAAAUCUGUGCAAAUGGCCAUUCUGUUAUCUGUUCAGUGUUGUACCACGAGUAGUACUGACUUCUGCUAAGAUACGUUGUACAAUGUGCUUGUGAAAUUGGUUUCUCCUCUCCACUUACUAGUUGUGGUCUGGCCUGAACUCUGACUUAUACUGCCAUUCAUUUUAUAAACGCAGGGUGUAUAACAUAUCAAGAUGCAUUUAUUCUUGUUAUCUGUAUUUUUCUUUUUAAAGACGAUUAUGUAGAGUGGGCACGUAAUCUCUUGUUAGUAGUAUUGUGUUUUGUGUAAACGUGCUAUUGAUACUAAGUAGUGACGUGUUCCCAAUAUUUACAGACUCUAGUUGCAAGGGAAAGGCAGCUUGUGAUCUCUUGAGUUAAAAAAUGCACGGUGGAAUGUCAUUUAGUUCCAUGACCUUAUAUUGGCAGCCAGAGAAAAUUGGAAGAGGUGUCAGUCUGUGGUAGUGAGGGGAUGAAUUUCUUAAUGGCCUUGAGUUUGAUCACAACAAAGGACAGUGACCAUUCAGGUUGACAGGAAACUGCAGUUAACCCAUAAAACCGUCACAGUUUCAGGCUCCACUUUAAAACCAACAGCUUUUACCAUAACAAUAAUGGCCCUUUCUGGUGAUCUUAAGAAGCUUUAUGAAAGUUCUGGUUGUUUCAGAAAAAAGGUUCUGUUUAUGGAAGCAGGGUGAGGGAAAGCAUGGGGGGAAGCUCUGUUGAAACAUUCUCCCACUCAUUUUUAAAUCAGUUUAAAUUUAGGGGGGCCUAGAUCAUAACUUAUGUGCUGCUGUGUCAGGAUGGGAUGGGAAGCAAGUCCCAUGCUUUGAGGCACUGGAUGUGUUGGAAUGGGAUUCACACACACACUCAAGCAACAGAACAAGAUUGGAAUUCUAUGAUCUGUGAACCCCCAACUCUGUUUCCUCCCUGUAAAUUUUACCUUUAUAUUGAAAAUAUACAUAACUUUUAAAAGGCAACUUAUUCCUGAGGCUUUUCAUUAUUUCUGAUUAAGUAAUCAAAAUAUUUUCUGCUGUUUUUGCCAGGAAUCACAAAGAUGAUUAAAGGGUUGGAAAAAGAGAUCUAUGAUGAAAAAUUAAAGGAACUGGGAUUAUUCAGCGUGGAGAAGAGAAGACUGAGGGGCAAACCAUUGCUGGUUUUCAAGUAUAUGAAGGGUUGGUACAGAGAGGACGGUGACCAGCUGUCCUCCACAUGCACUCAGAACAGAACAAGAGGAAGCAGGCUUAGGCUGGAGUGUGAGGGGCCAUUUCCUGGCGGGGACAGUUGUUAAUUAGAAACCUUUGUUUAAACCAAAAAAGUGUGAAUUUUUUGAGGCUUUUAAAAAAUUAGAUAAGUUUUUUUUUUUUUCUAUUUAAGGUGGUUAAAGAUGUUCUUCCCUCAAGGCAGAGUAACAAUAACAGAAUCUCCCUAAAGAUGUUUUAAUCGUAUUACUAUACAGUGAAAAUCUCCAGAACUAACUAACUUGAACUAGGCUAAGGUCUAAUUUAGGUAUUUUUUUCUUGGCCUCCUAAUGGAAAGGAAUCAAAAAGGGGAAAAAGCCCACCAACUGCUGAGCUCACUAAAUGUCUCUCCCUUUAUGUCAAACCUAGCAGCAUUAAAACGAAACAAAAGCGAAAAAAACAAUUUUUUAAAUCUAUUUAUUCCAAAAGAGAGUCUGAUGGACAGACCUUUUAGUAUCUCAAUCAUGUUCUAAUGUGGUGGUAUAUAUUUCUUUUUUCUUACUAAAGGUAUUGCCCUUUCCCUUGCUUAAUGGAUAUUACAAAUUUUUAAAGAGACCAUAGCAAAGAAAGCAACUUAGAGAGAUUUUAUCUGGUGCAUUCUCUCUGCAAGGUGUGUGACAACCUAACAAGGCUACUGAUAGAGUGCCAUGCCCAACACCACCGCCAGGACCUUUCCUUCACCUGAUGGUAUAAGUUUCUCUUGUCAGUUGGAACCUCCCAAGUUCCACAAAAUGGUAAUGUUUUGGAACAAUCAGUACAGUAGAAUGUCUUUCAUCAUUUAACUUGGUGGAGGCAAGGCCAGAGGGGGACUAUAAAUCAGUAAGCCUUUGAGUCAAAGCCAGAAAAUAUGGCUUUAGAUCCAUUUUUAAUGAUUCAUUUCCUUUUUGGUCACGUAACUAUACAACUGAAGAUGAAAGGGGAGAAUAGAAAAUUUCACUUUUAGGUGCCAAUAAUACAUUGCACUACACUGAUGGAAGAAGUUAUCCAAAGUACUGUAUAACAUCUUGUUUAUUAUUUAAUGUUUUCUAAAGUGAAAAAUGUUUGUGGUUUUCCAGACAGCCAAAUAAAAAUAAUUCUUUGUAAAUAAAAACACUGUUAA